UCCAUAUACAAUUUUUCUUUUCAAGUACCUACAAUGUUUUAAAGAAGAUCGGUGCUCUUAAUGACAUCUUAAAACUUAUACAUUACAUUUAAGUCAUUCAAUCGCGAAUUUUUUUCAGCGAGUUUGUGGUCUUUUUAACACGCUUUUGGUAUGGAUUCUUUGAAUGUCACUUUCACCGACUUUAAAACGUCUCAUUAACUUCAAAAUUUAACGCUUAAAUACCGCUUCAAAGACCGAUGACGAUACAAUAAGUUAUUUUGAAUAACCGGUGCGACGUGAUAGCUCUCAGGGUUAGGCUGUCCACCGGAACGGAGCGAGGCAGCGGAGCAGAGAAAUAUUAACCAAUUAGGCUGCCUGUCCACCGGAGCGGAGCGAGGCAGCGGAGCGGGGAAGCGAGUGUGUGCGCGCACUCGCAGUGUGCCCUCGUAGUCCGACUAGUGCGAAUGUAACCAACGCAAUGAAGACGAUGGAUGAAAAACUUAUUAGAAGUGUGAAAAAGUUUCCGUGCAUUUGGAAGACAACUUCAGAAUAUUACAAAUGCAACGAAACAAAAGAUGCUGCGUGGGACCAAAUAACCAUUGAAACAAACAUAUCGGAUGUUAAAACUGCCAAGUCGCGAUGGAAACAACUGAGAGAUAACCAUCGAGAUGCCUUAAAAAGACAAAAUGCAACAAGGAGCGGACAGGCUAGAAAACAGCGAAAAGAAUGGAAAUAUCAGAAAGCCAUGUCAUUUUUAUUGCCUUACAUGUGUAACAGAGACGGGUCAUCUAACUUUGUGACAUUGGACAACUCAGUAAGCGAAACUUCAAAUCCACCAUAUACCAUUGAUGAGAGUUCAUGCGAAUCAUGCAAUUUGUUGUCAUCAAAUUCAAAUAAUGUUCCUUCUGUCGAUAUCCCUAAUGAUUCAACAACUUCAGAGUCUCUCCCACCCACAUCCAAAAAAAAAAGAAAGAACGAUGAAAUUCUAGAACUUUUAAAAGAAAAUCAAGAACGCCGUGAACUGCUGGAACGAGAACGGAUAGAAGUUAAAAACAUGAUGUUAGCCAAUGAUCAAUACGAUGAAAUAGACUUAUUUUUUAUUAAUUUGGCUGCAUCGACAAAAAAACUGCCGUAUUAUUUACAACUUCAAAUUAAAAGAAAAUGCUUUAAUACAGUAAUGUCAGCUGAAGAAAGUAAUCUUCAACAUAUUUGGCAUUCUCCGAAUAAUAAUGGUUAUUCUACAGACUCAACGCCUACACCAGAUAAUAUCAACACUAGUAUCGAUACUCCUAGUGCUCCAAAUGAUAGCAACACUAGUAUCAAUACUCCUAGCGCUUCAAAAGUUCAAACAACCCAAGAUAUUGAAACAUCUGCCGCAGAGCAAACAGGACCUAAUGAAAAAUGCGGACAACUUUGAGACAUAUUAUGAUUUUUAAAUAUAACAUGGCGUCGUAUGUAUGCAAAAAUAAAAGUUACUUUGAUUUCAAAAUGUGUACUUACUUUAAAUAUACUGCUAACCUUUCACACCUACUGAUAGAAUUUCUGUAAUUUGUGUCUUGUUUCCGAAUAUAUGGUUCAAUCAGGGAGUGAAAUGAAAUCAAGCUCAUGAAAAGUACAUCUUGAAACUCUAUAAGAGUUUUCGAAAAUUUCUUCAUCAGCAGUUUGGAAAAAAGUUAAAUAUUCUGAACGAUGUUUGAUAUGAUUUCUUAACGAAAAUCUAUGUUUCCUUAUAGAAUUGUUCAAUUUGUAUAAUAAUAUGGUAAUUAAUUCAGUUUCUUGUGACUCCAAUUCUUCUUUCUCAAGCAAUGUAAGCUAAUAAUGUAUUAACUUUUUCGAUAACAUGUCUGCUGUCACUGACAUUUCGCGUAGAACUAAACUAAUUGCCCGCCGCCGGGAGCUCGAAUUGACUCGUCGCGUAGGUAGCUCCGCUCCGCAUUACUUACUCGCUCCGUUCCGCAGCCUCGCUCCGUUCCGGUGGACAGAC
Messenger RNA from Bombyx mandarina (wild silkworm), 1963 nucleotides. RefSeq lists its product as uncharacterized. The record is from RefSeq and is a predicted model, not a curated record. Gene Ontology annotation, cellular component: nucleus; transcription regulator complex. NCBI's taxonomy places the organism in Eukaryota, Metazoa, Arthropoda, Insecta, Lepidoptera, Bombycidae. Gene Ontology annotation, biological process: regulation of transcription by RNA polymerase II.